Messenger RNA from Diorhabda carinulata, 5454 nucleotides. It is a transcript of the gene smog, whose product is annotated as probable G-protein coupled receptor 158. Gene Ontology annotation, cellular component: membrane. The coding region runs from base 233 to 2224 and encodes 663 amino acids. NCBI's taxonomy places the organism in Eukaryota, Metazoa, Arthropoda, Insecta, Coleoptera, Chrysomelidae. Gene Ontology annotation, molecular function: G protein-coupled receptor activity. Gene Ontology annotation, biological process: G protein-coupled receptor signaling pathway. The record is from RefSeq and is a predicted model, not a curated record. The transcript is spliced from 11 exons.
ACUUCGAAUUCAGAUCACGAAUACACCGCGUCGUUUGUUAGUUUUCCGUCAAACGUUAUCACAGUAUGAUACUAACGUGAGUUUAAGUUCUAACGAUGAUUACGACGGGGAAAUACAUUGACGUUAUGUGAUGUUAGUGCGACAGUGAAAAUCGAAAACUGUCGCUUUUCUCUUAUUGGUUUCUCUUUAAAUGUUCUCUGGAUUGAUGAGUCACCUUUGAAAUAAUGACGGAAUGAAUGCAAUCUUCUUCUACCUUCCGCUUUUUUUGAUAUCGGCUCGCGGCGAAUAUCCCAAUAAUCAUGAUCAUUGCCAAAGCCGAAUUCUUCCUAACCCAACCAUUCCAACCCGACUGAACAUAAACUUAAAUUAUCUUCUAGUAGAUAUAAAUAAAAAGUUUGGGAAACUGAAUAAUAUAACAGCGUUGUCUAGAGAAAUCCUCCAGAACGAUAAAGUACUGGGCGUUAUUUUUUUCUCUAACGCGCAUAAUUUGUUGGCUUUAAACGUUUCGAAGAGACUGAAGAUUUUCUAUAAUAGAACUGCAGAGACGGAAACAUUUUGGGAAUCCCUUAAUGUUACGAAAAAUGGAUGGGGGAAGGCUUUUAAAGACUGUGAUUUUUUGAAAACGUGGGUUUACCCGUUUACCUUAACAACUUUCAAUACAACUAUAGGGUUGUUUAUACAAGUCGACUUAAAUCAAUGUGAUGAUGGACUCGCUGACAUAUUUAAUGGUAGUCAUAACUGUAAUAGAGAAACAAUGCUAUGUUUACGAAAUGGACCUCCAAUGGAAAAGAAUGGAAAUUAUCGAUGCGUUUGUCGAAAAGGAUACUACAAUCGCAGAGAUAAUUUUUCGUGGAAUGGUGAAGAUAUAGAAAUCAGAAGUAUUGAUAUUCCUCGAUGUAUACCGUGUCCUGAAGGAUGUCAGUUCUGCGAUCCAUCCGGAGUUUGCGGAACUCGACAGGACGUUUAUUUGAAAACCGUCAUCUUGUGUAUACAACUCAUCUGCAUGGCAAUUACCGUCAUUUUGGGCUUGAUAGUGUUUAAGCAACGUAAAACGAAGGCUAUUGCUUCUAGUAUGUGGAAAAUUCUAGAGACCAUUCUAUUGGGUAUCUUCAUAUUAUAUGCAACGGCGGUAGUUAAAUCAUUCGAGCCGUCCGUUGUGCAAUGUCUUUUGGAACCGUGGGUUCGAGAAGUUGGUUUCAUCAUUUGUUACGGCGCUAUCAUUUUGAAAUUAUACCGACAUCUGAUAGAAUUCCGAACGAGAAAAGCUCACAGAUGGGUAGUCAAAGAUACAGAUCUACUCAAGUAUCUUCUCAUUAUGAGCAUGUCGGUUCUGGCAUACAUGGCCGCAUACACGUCCAUAACUCUCAACUUUAUCCAAGAGAAUUAUAGUCUCCUGUUUCUAGGAAGGACUUUACAUGGAGAGCGUUAUUAUGCUUGUAAGUCGCUGUGGUGGGAUUACGUAACGGAAAUCGGAGAACUGGUUAUAUUAAUAUUCGGUAUACAUCUCAGCUAUGCCAGCAGAAAUGCUAGAACUCAGUUUCACGAACGAACAUUUUUAUGCGCAGCAAUAAGUUUGGAAUUAGCUUCUAGUACAUUAUUCUACGUAGCUCGUAUCCUUAUCCUGCCCGGGCUUCAUCCAGAUUUAGUUCUAAUAAUAUAUUGUAUAAGAACUCAAAUAUCUCAAACGAUGGCGCUGUUAUUGAUUUUCGUCCCGAAAUUCUGGUAUCAACAGAAACAAGUUAGAAAUUUAGCACAAGAAUAUUCAUGUCGACUUCCUGUGGAUGCAUUCAAGGUGGGUACUGAUAUUAGACGUACCACGGAUGUGAAUGCGCACGGUCCUCUAACGGGCAACAAUAGCGAUGUUGAAGUAGGAGAAGUAACCCUUGCCGAUAUGAGUCCCGACGAUAUAAGAGCCGAAUUGAAGAGGCUCUAUCUUCAAUUGGAGAUAUUCAAAAGCAAAACUUUAUGCAGGGAUAAUCCUCACAUAUCGAAGAGGCGCGGAGGAAGGAAAGCCCAGCAUCGAAGAUUCAGCCUACAGAAAAAAGGAAGCAGAGAGAAGAAUUUGCAUGGAAAACACAAAGAAAAAGAUAAAUACAAACAACAAGAAGAAAUAACCGAAGCAGAACCAUCCAGAACUCCUGAAGAUUCGGUGUGUAGUAAUGAAGGUCCCAGCGCUAUUUACGCUGAUUUACCAUCUGUUACAACACACAGCGAUCACAAAUAAUUUUAAUUCUUGUUAACAAUAUAUAUAUACAGAGUUUUUCUUAUGUACCAAUUUAUGAAUCUUCUUUUGUAAUAUCUUAUCCAUCCCAAAUAGACCUACCAGCAAUAUUUCGGCUAUUUUUCAACGUCAUCAGAAUUGAGCUCUUCGUUGUUACCAAAACUCUUGCCUAAGGAUAGUAGGUGUUAAUCUUUGAGGGCUGUAGGAUGGAUAUAAGGCUGUAAGAUUGAAUAUGAGAGACCUCCAAACACACAAAGUAUGAGGUACCUUGACAUUACUUAAACGAACGUUCAGUUACUACAAGGUGUUGUUAUUUAUGAGGCGCAUGGUUUAAUCGACUAGAAUUACACGUUUUUGAUUAAUCAUGGCUUACAAGUAAUCUUAUCACUUUUCUGGUUCAACAUGUCACAUUUUUUGUAAUGUUUCACGCAAUAUUUUUUACAUUCAAUAACUGACCGAAACUCGCAGACUAAGAGAAAAGAGCAUCUGGUAUGAAACGAAAACUAUUCAAUUAAUAAAUCUAUUACGGCUAAUUACGUUCGAUCCCUCGAUAAUUUUUUACGGACAAACCGUUAAUAUUAUGAAUCUCAUUGUUUUUGUAUAACCUUUAUUAACAUUUACAUUAUCUUUACAAAUUUUUUGAAGUCAAAAUAUAUUAUAGAAUAAAAGUUAUGGUGGAAGGAAGACAUCAAGUAAAAGAGCUGCUUGUCGGUGACCAAAAUUGCGGCUAUUCUGCUUAUCCUAAAAUUUCGAAAAUUAACUUUUUUUAUACACUUUUGAAAAUUACAUUCUAUUUUUUCGCUAGUAGAAAAAAAACUAUCGAAGCAAUCAUGAUAAUCCUAGUUCAAUAGCUGGUUAAUAACAUAUUAAAGAUGCUGUAUAAAUUAAUAACCCUCUGAAAAGUAAUUUUUUCUUUAAAUCGUCCUCGUAUAUGUAGCAGUGAGAAUUUUUUUGUAGUUUCGCGCAUACAAACUCAGCAUUCUUAAUCUAGUUGUAUUCAGAGAGAAAUCUGAUUUGAUUGACAUUAUUUUAGCUCAGAACUACCAUCAGAGAUUUUGAUAUCAGAUUAGAAUAUACUCCUCCUUAUAGAAAAGUUUUUGUUGCCUGAAUACUCUGUAUAUCAUAUUUAUAAAACCUAACGAAAUAAAAUUAUUGUACCUGACUUAUUUCUUAUAAUUUUUUUCUGAAAAUUGAACUAAUCGAUAUUUGUUUAGCCUAAUAUUUUGUAUUUUUGUUAAUUUCUAGUAAGGUAACAAUAAUAAAAUCCCACUAAAGCUAAUUUUUUAAGCAAUGUUGCCGUUUUUAUAAGUAGAACCAUACUUUUUCGGAAACAUUGUACGUCGCAAAAUACUAUGUAUUAAAUUCCAAGUUUUAAGUAUCAAAAUGGCUGUCGUUCAAUAAAAAAUAGUGCUACUAAGUUCGUCAUCAUCGACUAUCUCGUUUUUUUAAUUUAUAAUAUUGAAAAAAAGAUUCUAUUCAAUCCACAAAUCUAUGCCACAACAGAAGCCGGUUAGAUGGUCGAUGUCUGAUGGCCACGGCGUUUCGUUUCAUUAACGAAAUUUUAUUGACGUGUGUUAUUCUGUUGAAAAAGGAAUUGCAAUUGUCAAUUUAGAUAAGGCAGUAAGAUGAUUUUUAGUACAUCAUCACCGUAACCUCGAAUGAAUACAAGUGAUGAUCAACUACCAUAAAAGAUAAUGACCCAAACCAUCACAUCAUCUUGCGCACAUUUCUCUAUACAACAAACCUAAACACCUCGCUCUUCACCUCUUCAAAGAAAUAGCAUUGCACAGAAGCCGUUCUUUGCACCAGCUCUAGCCUAGGAAACAUGUCCUAUAGUCAAAGAACGGCGUGAAAAGUAGUGUACGCAUUUACCAAAUGAUUGAUCAGCAAUUUGAGGUCUGGUGGCAAAACCGUCGCUCAGAGUUAGUCGCUUUAAGCAUUUUGUUACGUUAAUCAGAAGUAGACAAACAAAAUAUCUGGACUAUUCGGCUUCCAUAGAAGGAUGAAAUAUAGAAAAGUUGAUUUUAUGAAAAUAGUGAAAGAUAAAACGUUGAAAACACUGAUUAACGAGUUGGUUAUUUUGUGAAUGUUUGUGAGACGUUGUAAAAUUGUUUAUAAUUCCCGUUCUGCUUAAAUUAUUACUAAAAAGUCUGACAACGUUGUUUGAAUGUGACCUCAAACUACUUGCAUCAAUUUUUCUAGUGUUAUACGUUUUUUAAACUAUUAAAGUUGAUUAAAAUCUUUCAUACUUAUUUGAAUAUUCGAAAUUGCUUAAAAUACGUUGAUCAUCUGGUAUUUUUGCUUUCCCUUCAAACAAUAACUUGAUGGUAGAUAAAAUCGUAGUUUACUAAUAAAUUUUGAAUAAUAGUCACAUCAAAUCUUAUACAAACAUUUAUGGUGUCACAAAUUCUUCGCUAUAAUUUUUUCUUCAUUCCGCUACCUCCUUCUCGUUCUCACUAUUUCUGUUCUCUAGUCUUUAAUUUCUUCUUCAUUAUAUUUGAUUCCCAUAUUCUUAUUUUUCUUGGUUUCAUUAGAUCUUCAUCUUUUGCUCUAAAUCUUCUUGACAACUUCUUGUAUCUAAUUUUAUUUUAUUCAGUUUAAUGUACAAAAGUCGCAGCCAGAGAAUUUUAUGUCAAUUUCUUAGACACUUGUUAGUUUGGUUUUACUUUUAUCUUUUAGUACUACAUUCCAUAGUACUUGCUGAGUUAUCUAUAAGUACUAGAUCAUAAGUUUCUUCUAGUACAAUCCCGAAUAAUCGUAAAAAGUAUUUUAUCACAUGGAAACUCUUUUAUGGAAAAUAAUAUCAUUAAUAUGUCUUUUUUGUUGCUGUACCUUCUCAAGACACCGCUGGAAAUGUUCAACACAAAUAUCUCUUUUUUUAAACUAAUCCCGUGGAAAAACUUUCGAGGGAUCAAUUUCAAACUUCUGGGAGACGAAGUUAUAACACCAUUUCUAUCAUUACGUUUGAAACUAAGUUUGUUAACAAAUACAUCUGGUCUCAAAAAAUUAUUAAGCAUGUCAGUUUAUCAGUAUUAUUUCUCCUUUUGUUAUUUCAAAUGCUUUCAAUUUCACAGUUGGAGAAUCGAAUGCUAAAACCAGUUCUGUGGCUUAUAAAAUGUGCAGUACAGAAGUGCUUUGUUAGUUGCCUAUAUUUUGACAUUUUGGAAAAACAAGGACUUGACCCGUAGAUGAAGUGGCAACGUGGCGUAAUCUCACAAAAAUAGGAAAUAAAA